AUGAAACAAACGAGGCUUUCCUUUCCCACCCUUGCAAAAAAGCCUCAUCAUCAUGAUGGGAAUGAUGAUAAUAAAACAAUGACCAACGGAAAGAAGAAGGGAAAGAAGAGAAAACAAACGAGUUUGGAAUCGUUGAAUGAAGAGAAUUUAAAGGAGAACUCGGAGGAAUCAUUGGUUCAUGAAAGCACUCGAGAAUUAAUAUUGGAUAGAGUUAAGAAAAUUAAAAAAACAACAACGAGCUCCUCCGAGUCAAAUGAUACGAGUGGCCAUUCCGAUAAUGAUGGUCGAAAUACUGAGCGAAAACAAUUGGACACAAGCAACCAUGAAACCCAAAAUGUUGAUAAAAGACUACGGCAGGCUACACAAGAUUCCCAAGAGGAUUACGAAAUUAUUUUAAAUCACGGAUUUGUUUUAAAUUCGGAAGAUAUAGAUUCUGCAGAGAAGGAAACAUCGUUUGUACCUAUGGAAUGUUUAUUACUGGAUGAAGGAGAUGAGGCCCCUGAUUUUAAUGCAGUGGAUGCAAUUUCCAAUGAAGCUAUUCAACUCUCUCAACUUUUUUCAACAGAUGACUUUGUGGUGUUGUACUUUUUCAAAAAAAGCAAAAAGUCUAAAGAACAAUCAAAUUUAUCAAAGGACUUCUCUAAACAUUUGAGGAAAUUUUCAAAGGAGAGGAAUGUAAAGGUGAUUGGUAUUUGUGCACCACAACAUUUACCGCAAGAAAAAUCAUACAAACAAACUAUAAUUUCGGACACAGACUUAUCUAUUUGCAAGUCUUACAGAUGCAUUGACUCCAAGUUCAAAAAGCCACAACUGGUCACCUAUAUCAUUGCAAAGCAUGGAAGUGACAAUCCCAAGCUGAAAAUUGUGAAAAUUUUUCACAAAACCUCCUCUAAUACUCUCAUUACAGACAUUUUGACAUUUAUUGACAAUUUCUCAAUGAAUGAAUUUGAAGAACAAUCCUCCAAAUUCAAUUAUCAGCUCACACAUUCCCCCAUUAUGAAUUCAAUUCACGACGCAAGCAGCAAAUUACUGGCAAGUAUCACUGGUGAAACCAUCCAUGACAACAUUGUAGAAUUCAUUUCUGAAGGAGAGGCUUUUCAAACCUUACACGAUAACUGUUUUGAACUAAUUCACUAUCUCAAAGAUCUCGAGCCAAAAACAAGAAAAGUAUGGGAAAUUACAAUUCUUUACUUGAAAAAGAUGGUCGUGUUAUGCCAGAAAAUACACAAGGACUAUCAUGAUCAAGUUCAUUCCUAUUUUCACUCGACCAAUUUUUGGACAACAUUUUGGGAUGAAGUUUUUAAAAUAUUUUCAGAAUUAAGGAGCGAUUCUCAUUUAACUUCACUCCAACGACAUGAACUCAUUCACAAAAUCAUCUCAUUAGAAAAGGAUGGAAAUUUGGGUUCACGUCUCGGAAAGGGUAGAAAUAUUUUUGAAAAGAAAGAGAAAAAGAGAUAUUUACAAAUUGUUUAUGAAAAUUUUAAACAAAGACCCACACGAGAACAUUUCAUUGAAAUUGAACGAAACUUUUUUCAUCAUUGUACAGAUAAAAAAGAAGAAAUGAUUGAGAAAAUGAUUGAUUUUUGGAUUACUAAUUUGGACCAACACGCUCGUGAUGUCCUUUUCGUGUCACUGGGUACGGAGGAUCAUUCAAAAAUUUAUCAAAUUCUGAAAUUAUUGGAAUCACAUGUCGAGGAUACUCCUGAAGAGUUACAAGCUGCCAAAAUUAUUGUAUCGAGUUAUCCGAGAGAAAUUCAAAAAUUGUGCAUGAUAAGAAUGAAGACAUUAUGUUGUAAAAUGUUGAACUGUCUGCAAGCGAGGAUUAGGUAUUUACUGAGCUCGAGUAAGGAAGAUGCUCCAUUUUUGGAAAUGCUUACAGGUCAAAAAACUAUUUUGAAUGAUGAGAUGCAACAACGAGCGUUUGUGCAACGACUAGAUCUUCGAUACGAGGAAGAGUUGCAAUAUAAGGAACUGAAACGUAAGCAUGAGCAUGUGGAAAUACCAUACUAUGUUUAUCCUGCAUUUCCCAAAGCAUUUCAAGAGUGGACACUAAUACUGAGAGAAGCCAUACAGGGCGUUAUUUCUGCAAAUGAAGACUCGACCAAAGACAAGAGCUCUUUGACAGCUGAAUUAAGGUCUCAAAUCUCAGGUUUUCUUUCAAAGGCAAUUCAAACGAUUGGAGAAGAACAGUUUUGUACAGUUUGGGAACUAUUGAACCAAUUACAAACAAGUCGUGCCAUUCAAAAUGAUGGCAUGGGUUACGAAUUCCAAGAUCAAAAUGGCUCGUGUAUGGUGACCAUUUUGCUUUCAAUGAAAAAUUCAAAGUGA
Messenger RNA from Naegleria lovaniensis, 2328 nucleotides. RefSeq lists its product as uncharacterized. The record is from RefSeq and is a predicted model, not a curated record. Gene Ontology annotation, molecular function: oxidoreductase activity; antioxidant activity. The transcript has a single exon. Lineage: Eukaryota; Heterolobosea; Eutetramitea; Acrasida; Naegleriidae. Bases 1 to 2328 code for a protein of 775 amino acids.